Molecule: messenger RNA, 1491 nt
Organism: Neospora caninum
Lineage: Eukaryota; Apicomplexa; Conoidasida; Eucoccidiorida; Sarcocystidae
Product: Zgc:77714, related
Exons: 6
Coding region: 1-1491 (496 amino acids)
Molecular function (GO): phosphoprotein phosphatase activity
Source: RefSeq, a predicted model, not a curated record
AUGCACAGAUCCUCUUUCACAACAUCCCCCGUUGCUGUCGCUUAUGGGUCGUCUCCGCUUCCUCCAGCCGUUUCUUCUGGGAGAAAAGCAUCCUUAAACUUACUGAACAAAGAACCCCAGCUUGAGGCGGUAACCCCCUGCGCGACCGAAGGGGCUGCUGCGUUGAGUUAUUUUGGGUUGCCGAUUCAUAGAGCCCCGUAUCAAUUUUUAGGUCACCCGCUGCCUCAGAAAAAGGAAUUUCUACCUCGCACAGACGGGAAGCUUUCGCCAGAACAGCGUCUUAACAACCAUGGUGGCGGGGUCACAGUUGCUGGGGGACUACUCUCCGACUUGGCGUAUAAUGCAGCACUGCUCAGAGGGUCAGCGAAACCACCGGGAAGUCCCAGACGUCUCGUAUCUCCUCGACCAUUCAGCAGAAACCUUAUUAUAAGGCCACAGGAAGUGUCCUGUAAGCACCACUUGCCAUCGAUCUCUCCUCUCCAAGAGAAAGGGCAUCUAAAAGCGCCGACUCAUAAGAAGACUUUCCUGAGGAGGUCGGCCGGCAGCAACGACGUCACGCAUAUCCGCUUUGAGACACCAGACAGCAGAGGCGGUACCGUUGGGGACGAUUUCCAUGUCUCCAUGCCAAACCUUUCCCAAGAACCGAAGAAUAUUUCACAACUUCUACCCUCCCUGCAAAACGCUAUGGCUUAUCUUGCCUUGACUCGCUUCCCCACGGGACCACCUAACGUACAACAAGGGUACUUUCUUCCCCCCCUAGCACCUCAGUUUGCCGGUCGAAUGACUCUCGUCUUGGGUGAGAUGCACAGUUGUUUCCUCAAUGAAGUCAACGAGAUUCCGUCGCCUUACCUGUGGGAUACUGUGAAGUCGCAAUCAAGGAGUGCAAAUGCGACACUGGAGAAGACCCGCCUUGCUGCUUCCGAAAGCGGUUACAUGCCUCACCUUGAGCAGAGAAGACCCAGAACUCUGAUGCACUGUGCGAUACACCCGCUUAAGAAAGAACCGGCUUUUCUUGUUCGGUUUUCCGAUACCAAUCUCCUGGGACAUGUUUAUGUUCGACCGUACACGAAGGUCUUCCUUGACUUAGCGUCGCAGAUAUGCGAAAUUGUCGUCUUCACUGCCAGCACGCAAUCCUACGCUGAUCAGGUCCUCGCCCACCUCGAUCCAGACCGUCGCUUAGUCCAUCACCGCCUUUACCGUCAGCACUGCACCAUGAUUAAUGGCGGCUAUGUCAAGGACCUUCGCCUUCUGGGGCGCGACGUUUCGCGGGUGAUUCUGGCCGAUAAUUCGCCAAUCAGCAUGGCGCUGCAGCCCGAUAACGGCGUCCUUGUCUCUAGUUGGACAAAUGACGAUCGCGACAGCGAACUCAUGGAUCUUCUCGUUCUUGUUCAGCAUUUGGCCGAGCUGGAGAAUGUGCCCAAGUACCUCCGAGAACGCUACAGCUUGCGAGCGUGGAUUAAUGGCCACAGGCAGGCAGUGGGGCCUCUGUGA